UAUUUGCAUGAAGUACGUUCUGCAGCUCAUUUGAGAGUUAAAACUGAAUCUCACUCUCAAAGCGAAAGAUCAUCCAGAGCAGAGGAGGAGAGCGCGGGGAAUCAGCGCGAGAAGAACACUCAUGUUAUCGCGCGCGUGCUGAGCAACAACGCGUGCUGAAAAUGGAGCUGCCCGCAGCGGGUGAGCACGUCUUCGCGGUGGAAAGCAUCGAAAAGAAACGUAUUCGAAAGGGAAGGUUUGAGUACCUGGUCAAGUGGAGAGGCUGGUCUCCCAAAUAUAACACAUGGGAACCAGAGGAAAAUAUUCUGGACCCGAGACUCCUCGUCGCUUUCCAAAACAGGGAAAGUCAAGAGCAGCUAAUGGGUUAUCGCAAACGAGGGCCCAAAUCAAAACAUCUUAUCAUGCAGGUGCCUUCAUUUGCUCGAAGAUCCAGUGUUCUUACAGACCUCCAGGAGGUGUCUCAGGGUGAUGAUAACCAACCCAAAACCAUCCCAGACCUGGUCCAAAGCCAGCAAUACCAGCUUAACAGCAAGAAGCACCAUCCCUACAAGCCCAACCCAAAAGACAAGCAGGGAGAGGCACGAACAAAUGGGAAAAAGAAGCACUACUACCAGCUCAACAGCAAGAAACACCAUCACUACCAACCCAACCCUAAAAUGUAUGACUGUCUGUAUCAGAAUGUCAGAGAGACCAAAGUGCCUGAGGGCUGGGACAUAUCUCCAGCUCUACAACAGAAAUGGGUUCAAGAAAAGAAUUCUGGGUGCCUCACUAAGGUGAGAAAUAUUACGAUGGAGUUGAAAAAGCUUCCAGCUAAACUAAAUAGUGGUGCAGACUCAAACGUGAACACAAAAAGUGAUACAAAAGAGGACACAGCACCAGCCAAUGGAAUAAACAGCAAGUUGAAAAUAGUAAAGAACAAAAAUAAAAAUGGCCGCAUUGUCAUUGUCAUGAGCAAGUCCAUGGAAAAUGGCACCCAGGCAGCUAAAAUUAAGAAGGGAAUGGCAGAUGCUGUGGAAAAAAGACAAUCACGUGAUUGUAAGCCUAAUGGAAUGAAUGAGAGCUUAGAGAAGUUAAAGCACAACAAGAAGCAAAGUCUCGAGAAGGUGAUUAAAAAGGACAGUAGUGAGUCUGCCCCUCUUGGGCUUUCCGAUGCACUAUUAUCCUGUGGAGUGGACAAUUCUGAUAAAGCAGACCCAACAGUGUUUGAGCCGAAUGACUCAGAGAAGCUCUGCAGCUCUGGAGAUUAUGCAUCUGAUGAUCGACCAUUGAAACUGUCAUCCAAGCCUAUUCAGACUCCAGUGACCAUUGAGAAGGGUAAUCCAAGUGGCAACCAGUCUACCCAAUGUGGUCCUCCCACCUUCCCUCUAAAGCGUUGUUGCUCUGACCCAGAGAGUGGCAGGGGGGAGGCCAAGAUGUUCCGGAGUUCUCGGAGUAUAAGUGCUCCACAUACUGAUGUCUCUCAUUCUUACAGCUCCACCAUGCACUUCAAUGGCCAUCAACACUAUUGUGGACAUGACUUUGAAAACCUGGACACCAACCAUGAUGAACCCAUAGACCUCAGCUGUGUACGGUCAAGAGAAGAGAGGAAGGUUUCUACACAUUCUCAGAUUGGAAACUCUAUGCCAACAAGGAAAGAAGCAUUGUCCACACCAGAACGGGUAGAAGAAGAAACAGAAAUGGGACCAAAACGUGUUCAAAGCUUUACACCUUUUCUUGGGAAUAUAAUAAUUACAGAUGUCACUGCAAACUGCCUCACAGUGACAUUUAAGGAGUAUGUGACAGUUUGAGGAAUAUGUUAUGGCAAGUCUAUAAAGACUACCCACUGUUUACUGUGAAUUUGUACAAAUGUAAAGCAUGUCUAAUCUUUAAGUCCACAAGCCUGCGUGAAUAUUGUGAAACAAUCUUCUAGUGUAAAGUUUUGAUAGUCCUCAGACUGCAUAUGAUUGAACUGAAUUAAUUUUUGAAUUCACACUUCUAACUAUUCCAUGUUAGGAAUAGAAAAAAUAAACUGAACAGGUUUCCUGUUAAUAUAUUAUAUAAUAUUACUUAGCAUCAAAGCUGUUUGCAAUGCUGCAUUUCAGAAGGCUUAUAAUAUAAGAAGCACUUACAUGUAAUACUGAGAAACAUUUCCUACUGAUGUCUUUUAUAGUCUUUGUUUCAAAACAAAUGACACUCAAAAUGUAUGUUAUUUAGCAUAUUAA
Xyrauchen texanus (razorback sucker) is the source of this 2201-nucleotide messenger RNA. Its product is annotated as E3 SUMO-protein ligase CBX4-like. The transcript is spliced from 5 exons. The coding region runs from base 162 to 1787 and encodes 541 amino acids. The record is from RefSeq and is a predicted model, not a curated record. Gene Ontology annotation, biological process: negative regulation of DNA-templated transcription. Lineage: Eukaryota; Metazoa; Chordata; Actinopteri; Cypriniformes; Catostomidae.